AUGCAUCCGUCUCUUGUCCUCGGCCUUACGGAGAUGUCUGUGUCCAGCAGUCAAACAUACACCCUCGCUCCAGAAGCUCAAGCGCCUAUUGGCGCAUCUCAGCUGGUUGACCCGUCUUUUCCCAGUUUUGCAAUUCAAGUCAGCUCAUUUCCAGCCUAUUCAGGCAAUGCCUCGUAUCCCAAUACCUUUUCCAUCAACCUAAUCCGUGCAAUCGAAGAGCGCACAGGAGGGCCCUUGGUUAUUCGCGUCGGUGGAACUAAUGGGGAUUUUUCCAAUUUCAACCCUGCUCAAACAAGCCCGAUCGAACCCCCAAUGCAGGGGAGUGGCGUCCAGCAGAAAUUCGUCCUCGGGCCUGAUUUUUAUGAAGGCUUCGGCAAUUUCCCCGACACCCGUUGGGUCUAUGAUAUCCCUUUUGCCAAUCAAAACCAUACGGACUCCCUUGAUCUGGGGCUCGCUGCAGUCCACCAGAUAGGCUUCCAGAGCCUGGAUGCCCUGGAAAUUGGCAAUGAGGUUGACCUUUAUGUUGGCCAGGGUGUGCGCCCUGCUGGAUGGGGACCGCAGAAUUACACUGUUGAUUUCUUGAACUAUGCGGAAUUUCUCACGGAUGCACUAAAUCUGCCGAAUUACCCGAUUUUCCAGACUCUGACCUUGUCAUCUUCAAGGGUGCCGCCGUGGAGCGCGCAAGCUGUAUUCGAGGAUGGUAUCACGAAAGGCAACCGAGUCAAAUCGGUCUCCUUGCACCACUACGAGUAUACGAAUACAACCACCACUCUGCAAGAAACUCUCAUGAAUCACACUUUUGUCACGAGCGGUGUCGAUAACGCCUUUCUCUCUGACUUCGAAUACAUGAAAGCAAACUUCCCGGAAAUCCAGAUAGUGCUUGGUGAGGUCGGCCGCUUCCGUGACGGCGGGGGAUCCCUUGAUCAAUCCGAAGGUAUUUUCGGGUCUGCGUUGUGGACCGCCGAUUAUUUACUAUACACCAUGUCAUUGGGCAUACAGAACGUAACGCGCGUCAAUAUGCAAUUGAGCAAAGCAUUCGGCUACGCCGCUUGGCACCCAGUAGCCUAUGAUGAUCUUGAGCCGGCGGUUAUCGCACCAUAUUAUGGCCACCUCCUCGUUGCUGACUUUAUGAAGGGUUCAAGUAAUUUUCGAGUAAUUGAAAUUCAAUCGGAUGACGAUCUGCUUGCUGCCUACGCCGGCUAUGAGUAUGAUCAGCUCAAACGCGUUGCCAUCAUGAAUUACGACGUCUGGAAUGCGGGCGAUGGAGAGCGUCCUAUUCGAAACAUCGAUUUGAAAGUUCCUGACGGUGUCCAAUCUGUCCGUAUCUCCACCUUGACCUCUCCUGGUGGAGCGAGUGCUACCAGCGAGUUCUAUUGGGCUGGGCAGACGUGGACCUACGCAAAUGAUGGUGUGGGGCAAGCCGUUCACCAAAGAUAUGCAGAAGAGCUAGUUAAGGAUGGACAUGUGGUAGUUACUGUCGGCGCCAGUGAAGCGGUGAUAGUCACUUUAAUUUCACCUUGA
This is a messenger RNA of Penicillium lagena, 1521 nucleotides long. Its product is annotated as glycosyl hydrolase family 79 C-terminal domain-containing protein. The record is from RefSeq and is a predicted model, not a curated record. Bases 1 to 1521 code for a protein of 506 amino acids. The transcript is spliced from 7 exons. Lineage: Eukaryota; Fungi; Ascomycota; Eurotiomycetes; Eurotiales; Aspergillaceae.